CUAGGUCCCUCCCUGGCGUCACUUCCCAACCAGAGCAAACCCGCCUGGCUGCGUCAGCGCGCGCCGCAGGGCCUAGUGUACUCCGGCCUCAAAUCCCAGCUCCGAAACCUCAAACUUGCAACGGUUUGUGAGGAGGCGCAGUGCCCAAACAUUGGGGAGUGCUGGAAUGGCGAGCUGGCCACCGCCACCAUCAUGCUCUUAGGCGAUACCUGCACACGCGGCUGCCGUUUCUGUGCCGUGAAUACGGCCCGUACACCGCCGCCGCCGGAUCCCGACGAGCCCACCAACACCGCCGCCGCCGUGGCGUCGUGGGGUGUUGGUUACGUAGUGCUGACGUCGGUGGACCGAGACGACAUGCCUGACGGCGGGGCGGACCACUUUGCUCGUACUGUUCGUACACUGAAGGAGCUACGGCCCAGCAUCCUAGUGGAGUGCCUCACUCCGGAUUUCCGCGGGGAUCUGGACGCGGUCCGGCACCUGGCGCGAUCCGGUCUGGACGUGUACGCGCACAACGUGGAGACCGUCGAGCGCCUGCAGCGCCGCGUUCGCGACCCCCGGGCCGGCUACCUGCAGACUCUGAACGUGCUGCGCGCCGCCAAGGAGUGCGGUGUGUACACCAAGUCCUCCAUCAUGCUGGGGCUCGGGGAGACGGACGACGAGGUCAUUGACACGAUGCUGGACCUCAAGGCUGCUGGAGUGGAUAUCUUCACACUGGGGCAGUACCUGCAGCCCACCCAGCACCACCUGCCGGUGAGCGAGUUUGUGACGCCGGAGAAGUUUGAGUACUGGCGCAAGUUUGGGCAGGAGGAAAUCGGGUUCCGGUACGUGGCAAGCGGACCCAUGGUUCGCUCUUCCUACAAGGCCGGUGAGUUCUUCCUGCACUCGAUGAUCGAG
Messenger RNA from Volvox carteri f. nagariensis, 894 nucleotides. RefSeq lists its product as uncharacterized. Gene Ontology annotation, biological process: lipoate biosynthetic process. NCBI's taxonomy places the organism in Eukaryota, Viridiplantae, Chlorophyta, Chlorophyceae, Chlamydomonadales, Volvocaceae. The transcript has 3 exons. The record is from RefSeq and is a predicted model, not a curated record. The annotation marks the transcript as partial. Gene Ontology annotation, molecular function: 4 iron, 4 sulfur cluster binding; lipoate synthase activity. Gene Ontology annotation, cellular component: mitochondrion.